Messenger RNA from Vespa velutina, 3284 nucleotides. RefSeq names its product zinc finger protein 615. Gene Ontology annotation, biological process: regulation of transcription by RNA polymerase II. The record is from RefSeq and is a predicted model, not a curated record. Gene Ontology annotation, molecular function: protein binding. The transcript is spliced from 6 exons. Gene Ontology annotation, cellular component: nucleus. The coding region runs from base 425 to 2038 and encodes 537 amino acids. Lineage: Eukaryota; Metazoa; Arthropoda; Insecta; Hymenoptera; Vespidae.
UGGGAAAGGGAAGGGGUGGUUGAGAGAAAGAGAGGUGGUAGGGCGGAGGGAUAGGGCGUUCGGAGCAUGAAUCGUAGAGCGGGCGGAUGGACGGACGGGCGGAUGGACGGACGGACGCAAACGCUGAAAUCAGCUCGGCCGAUCGAUACGAUAAAUGGAUGCGUGCGAUUGGUAGCCAGGAAAAUCGAUGACGAACGCGAAUACAGGGGGGCUACAUAGACACAUAGGGAGGAGGGAGAGUCUAUACUAGCUCGGCGAAAGCGGCCGCCGCUACUGCCGCUGCCGUUGCCGCUGCCACCGCCGCCGCCGCCGCCGCCGCCGCCGCUGCUAUCGCCGCCGCUGCCGCUGCCGCUGGCGGCGGCGGCGGUGAGGAUGGAGCAAAGACCGAAAUAUCGAUUUUUAGGCCCCUACGCGGCGCGGUUCGAUGCUCAUAUCUGCCCCCGUCUUCCCCCUGGCCGUGCGUCCGCGCCGUCGGAGAGAGCGGCCGAGGGAGAUAGAAAGAGAGAACGAGAGAGAAGGCACCUUUCAAAACACCGACGACGACGACGACGACGACGUCGACGACGAGGACGCGCGCGAGAUACACCGUCGCGGUGCCGUCGCAGAAACGAGAAAACAAAAGAUGGCCAUCGCCGCUUCGGAGAAUUAUCAACUGAAAUGGCACAGCUACGGGGCUCAUCUUCACAGCUCCGUCGCGACGCUCCUUCAUUCGGAAUCCUUUGCGGAUGUUCUUCUGGCAACGUCCUGCGGCCGGCACGUGGCGGCACAUCGAUUUGUCCUUGCAGCCUGCUCUUCGUACCUAAGUCACAUCUUUCAAACCUGUCAUUUUGGGGCCAACUCGAAUGCCCCGACGAUCGUGGUAUUACCAACGGAGAUCGGUUACCGCACGUUGAAGAUUCUUAUACAGUACAUGUACAGUGGAGAGGCAACUGUGACGAACGAUCAAUUGGAAGGAGUAUUAAAGGCUGGAGAUAUAUUGAGAGUACGUGGAUUAUGGAGAUCGAACACGGGUAGUAAAAAGGAGAACAUACAGUCUAACAAUCAAAAGGUCGAACGUGAUAAAAAGGAACAACCACCGUUGACCGGACAGAUACAGAAGAUAAAGCUGGUCCAGCCAACUACGGAGAAGAUCGUUGAAAACGUUCAACAACCAGCGACAACUCAGAAUACCGUUCAAGCCCAAAAGCCGGUCGAAAGGAAGAAUGCGGAAAAGGUUGAGGAGAAAUCAAGUGAACCUGAAACUAAAAAGGUCUUGGAGGAGAACAAGAAUAACGAACAGAACAAGAAUAAGGAAAAUCUCGAGGCUAAUAGGAAAACGAGAAAGAGCGUUAGCAGCGAUGUCGAGUCUAACAAGUCGAGAAGCGAAGGUGGUGAAAAUGCGGAAUUAAAUUUAGAACUGUUAGUGAAGGACGAGCCGAUCGAUUGGGAAGAAAGUAUCGAUCCAUCCGAAUCCUUGACGAUAGACCAUGAGAUCGAUAUCAAACCAGAGAUCGUACACAGUGCCGACGAGGAUGGUGAUUUGGAAGAGGAAGAAUAUACUCCGUUAACGUGCGACAUGUGCAGUCAAACUUUCAACAGGCCGUCGGAUUGGGUGAGGCAUAUAGAAUUUACUCAUGCCGAUAUGACUGAGAAUAGAAGAAAGAAGAGGAAGGGUGACGUAGACGACGAUAGUAAAGACUUUCCACCUUUAAAGUGCGAUCUCUGCGGUAAUAUGUAUCCAACGCCUCAGGAAUGGGUACGUCACAUACAGACGGAACACACGGAAGAACAAUUGGCCUUGAUGAACAACUCGGCACCUCCUAAACCAAAAAGGGUACACAGUCAUCAAAAAUUAUGUAAUAUUUGUCAAAAAGUAUUCCCGAGUCACGCAUCGAUGGUAAUACAUCAAAGAACGCAUACGGGAGAGAGGCCUUUUCUUUGUUCCUAUUGUAAAAAAGGCUUUAACGUAAAAAGUAAUUUAUUGAGGCAUUUAAGGACGCUUCAUGACAAAUUCGUGCAUCCCAGCUUGUAUGGGAGUAACGGUAACAAAAAUGGCUAAAUUCUUUCUAAUUUCUCUGAAAUACCGAAAGAAAGAAAGAAAGAAAGAAAGAAAGAGAGAAAGAAAACGCAUUUUUUUAUUUUAAGCUCGAUAAAGCGCGUAAAUCGUAUGGCAUCGUUUACGUAUUUAUUAUUACGUCGGAAACAAACAGAAAGGACAAAAGUAAAUUAUGUGAAUAAAGAAAGAUCGACUUGAUCGAUAAAACAAUAAUCGUUUGGAUCUAUGCGAAAAGACUUCUCUAGAAAGAGAUAUCUCGAAAAUAAUUAUCGCAAUUCAAUAAAGUUCAACGAUUAUCGAUUAAGCUGGACAUUUCUGUCUUUAUCCUAAUGAAUAAUACUUUUGUGAUCUUGCAUAUUCGAAAUAAAUAUGCUGAGGAUCAAAAACAUUCAAUUUCGGACAGUUUCCUUUUUUUUUUUCUUUUUUUAUCUUUUUUUUUUUUUUUUUUUUUUUUUUUUUUGGUAACGAAGAAGCAAUAUGAGGGCUUUAGAACCAAAGAGGCUGAUUAAUAUUGCCAAAGUAUCUUCUUUUAUUGCUACUUCGACUCUUUUCACGUACACCGGUAAUCUAAUUAGUUGGAUUAGAAACUUUGUUUAAGGGUGCAUGAAUAAGAGACGAGACGAACGAUUUUAUCACAUAUAGAGGUCUUCGCGCGAGCGAGAGAGCGAGAGCGAGAGAGAGAGCGAGCGAGCGAGCGAGAGAGAGAGAGAGAAAGAGAGAGUACUUGCGUGUAAAAUAAUUCAUAAUAUAAAUCAACGUUUAACGAUUAAUAUUUAUUUACUUAGUAAUUAUACGAGAUCCAAAUUAUGUAAGAUUUAAUUGUAUACUUCUAGGCUAUUCCAUCCAUGGUAGCCCUCUUAUUCCCACAGCUCGUAAAGCUGAUUAUGUAUUUUUAUAUUAAAGUAGCUUAUACACGAAAAGGUAUAAGAUGUAAGACAUUAGGAAAUAAGUGAAACUUUAAAUUUUGAUUAGAUUAGGAUGUAAGAAUAACGCAUAAUUCAAAAUUUAUCAAAAAUUUUGGAAAUAUAUUGAGUUCUUCUUACAUAUUAAAAUGCGACAUUAUCAAAAGUGGUCACAGUUUACAAAACAGUAAUGAUAUGAACCUGAAGAAUGACACCAUUUUAUCUUGUUAAUCAUGAUUGUGUCACUCUACUAUGAACUUUAGUGUCAAUUCAACAUUGCGCUAACACUGUGACAAGCCAAAUGACUUUUAAAUGUAAAAUUUAAAUAAUAUACUAUCUUCAAAGUA